Fulvia fulva is the source of this 351-nucleotide messenger RNA. RefSeq lists its product as uncharacterized. Gene Ontology annotation, cellular component: TIM23 mitochondrial import inner membrane translocase complex. Gene Ontology annotation, biological process: protein import into mitochondrial matrix; protein insertion into mitochondrial inner membrane. The coding region runs from base 1 to 351 and encodes 116 amino acids. The transcript has 4 exons. The record is from RefSeq and is a predicted model, not a curated record. Lineage: Eukaryota; Fungi; Ascomycota; Dothideomycetes; Mycosphaerellales; Mycosphaerellaceae.
AUGCCGCCCGUCGCAGGAGCUGGAGGUAUGGCAGGUCCAUCGACCAUUGACAAAGCCAAGAUGGGUGCCAUGAUGGGAGGCACCGUCGGUCUCUGCAUUGGCUUCAUAUUCGGUGCAACAAACAUCAUCAGAUUCGGACCCGGACCUAAUGGCAUGAUGCGAACGCUCGGGCAAUACAUGCUGGGUUCUGCAGCGACCUUUGGGAGAUUCUUUAUGUCCAUUGGAACCACGAUACGAACAGAAAGCUCCCCUAUAAUGACGGAAGCCUUCAAGGCAUCACAAAUGCGACACGGACGACCGACGAUAGCGGAGCAUAUGCAGAGGAGGAGAAAGGCACAGCAAGAGUCGUGA